Molecule: messenger RNA, 777 nt
Organism: Stegastes partitus (bicolor damselfish)
Lineage: Eukaryota; Metazoa; Chordata; Actinopteri; Pomacentridae
Product: homeobox protein goosecoid-2
Exons: 3
Coding region: 191-736 (181 amino acids)
Biological process (GO): regulation of transcription by RNA polymerase II
Cellular component (GO): nucleus
Molecular function (GO): RNA polymerase II cis-regulatory region sequence-specific DNA binding; DNA-binding transcription factor activity, RNA polymerase II-specific
Source: RefSeq, a predicted model, not a curated record
AACCGUUUUAUGUGUCUGGUCCAUAGGGGGGAUUAUGGUUUUACUAUUUUUUUUUCUUUGCCUCCCAAUUUCACUAUAAGGGCCUGACACGCUGUUGUAGACGGAGGAGAAGGAGAAGAGCAACUGAGGCUGAACUAUCGAAAAGUAUCCUGUGAUCAUCGUUUGGGUUUUAUUUCAACUUUCCUUGGAGAUGAAUGGACUGAUCAGGAUGGAGAGACAGAAGUUUCCUUUUACUAUUGAGAACAUCCUGAGCAAAUAUCCAAACAGUAACGGAGAUAAACGACCGUGUGGAGCAAGUGGACUAAAAGAGAAAACAGUGGGUCCUGCUGGAGGCCAGACAGACACUGUUCCUCCCGCCUGCCUCUGCUGCUGCUACUGCUCCCACUGUGCAGACAUAUUCCACACUGACUUCAUUCACGAAGCCUGUCAGUAUGGAUGGAGUCCAGCGAUGCUCUCGGACCCCUGCAGGCUGGGAGACGCUCACAGGGAGGAUCACUCGCCCGGUCAGGUGCAGAGGAGAACCAGACGUCACCGAACCAUUUUCACCGAGGAGCAGCUGGACGCACUGGAGGAGCUGUUCCUGCAGAACCAGUAUCCAGAUGUGAACACAAGGGAGAAACUAGCACAGCGCACUCACUUAAGAGAAGAAAGAGUAGAGGUUUGGUUUAAAAACCGAAGAGCAAAGUGGAGACGUCAGAAAAGACUUUCCUUUGUUGUGGGAAACACAGAAAACUAAGUAAAAGAUGACUGUGAAUAAAAAGCUGUGUGGGUUUAAAA